Messenger RNA from Diachasmimorpha longicaudata, 1857 nucleotides. Its product is annotated as sodium channel protein Nach-like. Gene Ontology annotation, biological process: sodium ion transmembrane transport. The record is from RefSeq and is a predicted model, not a curated record. The transcript has 6 exons. Lineage: Eukaryota; Metazoa; Arthropoda; Insecta; Hymenoptera; Braconidae. Gene Ontology annotation, molecular function: ligand-gated sodium channel activity. Bases 16 to 1614 code for a protein of 532 amino acids. Gene Ontology annotation, cellular component: plasma membrane.
UUCUGAAUUACGAAAAUGAAGAUUCACGAAUCUUAUUCCACCAUGAACCCUCCGAAAGUACAGAGGAUCUCUUUGCGUAAUGGAAACAGCAUUAACGUGGUGACCAGAAGAAGCUGGAAGGCUCAAUCACUUCUGCAGUCUCCUGAGAUCUCAGACUCUGAUUUGCGGGGGUUGAGGAAUGCAUGUCACCUACUAGCUGACGUAUACAAUGAAUUCACUCAUGAGUGUUCGAUACAUGGACUCAGGUACACAGGACGGCAUAAAUCAUCUCUAGGACGUAUAUUCUGGCUGUUGGUUAUCGCCGGGUCAGUAAUAUCAGCUGGUGUACUGGCUCAGAAAUUUUACCUGAGGCAUAAGCAAGCAACGAUGAGAACAUUAGUUAUAUCCAGUCAGUAUCCAGCGUGGAAAAUUCCUCUUCCAGCAUUAACAAUAUGUCAUCCGAAUGUCGCGAGUCGCUACAGACUGCAGCAGUAUCAGAAUGAAGGAAAAACAAUUAAAAUGCCUUAUGGAAUAAAGCUGGAACAGUUCAUGAAGGAUCUGGAAUUCAUCCAGGAAAUGUACAUCCCAACCAAUCACUUCCAGAACUCGAUGGCUCGUCUCAACACGGUCAUGGUCUACAACAAUCUUACCAUAUCCAAAUUUCUCACAAUACUGAGUCCUCCCUGUGACGAUUUUUUCAUCCGGUGUAAAGUUCAUGAUGAGAUCAAAGGUUGUGAUGAGUUUGUCAGAAUUUCAAGAACGGUUUAUGGCCUUUGUUGUUCGUUCAAUUACGCUUUUGGGAAAGGAUACAGGAGAUGGAUCCUAAACCAGGAAGCAUACAGUCACUCUUUCGGUAACAACUAUAUUUUCUCAGUUAUUCUGAAAAGUUUUGGUCCAGAGGACAGAAUAUCAGGAUUAACUUACGGCGAUGGAGUACGUGUCCUCAUCCACGAUUCUCACACAUAUCCUGGGCCCUCGGCUCGUGAAGUCAUAGCACGUCAAGGGAGUGAAAUGAUAGCGUAUAUUUAUGGUCAUGUACUGACAGUCAGCCCCGAAGUAUUAAAUUUGCCACGUGAAGAACGGGAUUGUCGCUCUGCUAAAACUGACGAUGGCAUUUACAGACUUGACAAUUGCGUGACCGCUUGUCAUGAGAAGCUCUUCAGAUCAUAUUGCAAUUGUGUCCCAUAUUACGCAUCUUAUAUAGAGGAGAAGGAGACUGUUUGCAAUUUCACUCAUAUCUCGUGCUUGUCGAAGGUGAAAGCGCGAAUUUUGCAGACCCCCAUCAGGGAAAAACCGUGUAAUUGUCUUCCAACUUGCGAUGGCACUAGCUUUACUGUUGUCACGACUGUGGUGCCUAUGAUUGCUGCUAAAUACAGUCCAUCGCCAUUUUACGACCAGAUUGGUACGAAGUAUCCAAAUGCUACGGCGAUUCAUAUUACAUUUCCCCGACAAACUGGAAUGAUAUUCAGACGAGAUUUAGUUCUGUCUUGGAUUAAUUUAGUAUCUUCACUGGGGGGAGUUUUUAGUCUAUUCCUCGGCUGCAGUUUCAUCUCAGUGUUUGAAAUUCUCUAUUUCAUGGUGUACUACAUAAUCAAAGUGAUAAAGAGUCGAGGAACAAAUUUACAAAGAGCAUAACUUUAUUUCCAUGUCUACAUGUUAGAAUGAAAGAAAAACAUUAUGAAAAAUAAAAGAUACAAUAUUAUACAGAAAAUUAAACAGUUAUUCUAGGCGUUGGUUAUUUUUUAUCUUUGCGUUAAACGCUCGAUCUUUUUCUUCUUUCCUUUCUUCUUUUUUUACAAACUCUGAAGUACUGGAAGAUAACUAUACAAUGUUUUUGUUAAUUUAAAAACAAAAACUUUCUAAGGUAAAAGAGAUGAA